This is a messenger RNA of Linderina pennispora, 473 nucleotides long. RefSeq lists its product as uncharacterized. Gene Ontology annotation, cellular component: endoplasmic reticulum membrane. Lineage: Eukaryota; Fungi; Kickxellomycota; Kickxellomycetes; Kickxellales; Kickxellaceae. The coding region runs from base 165 to 473 and encodes 102 amino acids. Gene Ontology annotation, molecular function: protein folding chaperone. Gene Ontology annotation, biological process: protein insertion into ER membrane. The record is from RefSeq and is a predicted model, not a curated record. The transcript has 2 exons.
CCGCAAUCCGGCUCGCCGACCACUCGGCUGAGCCGUGGCUGCCCAGGGAUUCGCUUGCCCCAGUGAGCCAAGUCAGAGCCCAGCCCUUUGGUUUCUGUGUGCGCAUUUUCUUCCUGAGCAAUUUCAACCCUUCAGCUUCCUCAUCUAGCACCAAUUUCGCAGCCAUGGCCCGCAAAGAGUUCCCCGGAGACCCGCGCCGUUCCGCCAAUGUCGUGCCGUACACGCCUGCGACCAACGCCGAGGAGGGCAGCCUGUACUAUCUUAUUUCGUUCAUCAGCUCGCUGGCCGCCAUGUUCCUAAAGUCGCGCAUAGUUGGGUGGGCCGCCGUAUUCUUCGCCCUGCUGUCGGUGUUCACUGACCGCACGUCGGCUGCGGGCCAGAACAGCAGCCGCACAUCGACCAUUCACCCUGGCCAGCUGGUUGCGCUGUACAAGUUGUACCGCGGCGAGCAGCCUGCUGCCAGUUCAUCAUAG